This is a messenger RNA of Alosa alosa (allis shad), 1755 nucleotides long. It is a transcript of the gene nmur3, whose product is annotated as neuromedin U receptor 3. The record is from RefSeq and is a predicted model, not a curated record. Gene Ontology annotation, molecular function: neuromedin U receptor activity. NCBI's taxonomy places the organism in Eukaryota, Metazoa, Chordata, Actinopteri, Clupeiformes, Clupeidae. Gene Ontology annotation, biological process: G protein-coupled receptor signaling pathway. Gene Ontology annotation, cellular component: plasma membrane. The transcript has 2 exons. The coding region runs from base 54 to 1307 and encodes 417 amino acids.
CCCAGCAUUCAAUCGCCCUCCAUUCACUCAGUCUGCCUUUAACCCAGAACACUAUGUCCACCAGCCGCACUGAGGAUUUCUUUCUGAACAUGUCAGGACUCAACAGCAGUCUUUACAGCAACACCUCGGGGAACGACAGCGUGCCUGACCCUCCGCUGGAGGAGAUCAUGCUCCAAUAUCUGGGGCCACGGCGGUCGCCCUUCUUCCUCCCGGUGGCCCUCACCUACCUGCUGAUCUUCAUUGUGGGAGUCGGGGGCAACCUGCUCACCUGCACGGUGAUCGCCAAGCACCGCAAGAUGCGCACGCCCACCAACCUGUACCUGUUCAGCCUGGCGGUGUCGGACCUACUGGUGCUGAUCCUGGGCAUGCCGCUGGAGACGUACGAGCUGUGGCAGAACUACCCGUUCCCUUUCGGUGAGGGUGGCUGCCUCUUCAAGGUGUUCCUCUUCGAGAUGGUCUGCUUCGCCUCGGUGCUCAACGUGACGGCGCUGAGCGUGGAGCGCUACGUGGCGGUGGUGCAUCCGCUGCGCACGCGCUACACCGUCACCACUCGCCAUGUCCAGCGCGUCAUCACGGCCGUGUGGCUGGCCGCCCUCUUCUGCGCCCUGCCCAAUACCUCGCUGCACGGCAUCUACUACCUGGAACUGGACAGCGGACCCGUCCCCGAGUCGGCCACCUGCCACAUGCUCAAGCCCCUCUGGAUCUACAACCUGGUCAUCCAGGUGACCACCAUCUCGUUCUACUUCAUGCCCAUGACGGUGAUCAGUGUGCUGUACAUGGUGAUCGGCGUGCGGCUGGGCCAGGACCAGAGGUCGCGGGGGAGUGGUGGCGACUCGGGGAAGAAUGGCGGCUCCGAGGUCAGCUGGACCAUCCACGUGGAGGGAGGGAAGAGGCGGCAGAUCACUAAGAUGCUCUUUGUAGUGGUGGUGGUAUUUGCCAUUUGCUGGGCCCCCUUCCACAUUGACCGGCUUCUGUGGAGCUUCACCACGCACUGGACGGACUACAUGCACGGUGUCUACGAGUAUGUGCACAUCCUGUCGGGCGUGCUCUUCUACCUGAGCUCGGCCGUCAACCCCAUCAUCUACAACAUGCUCUCCAGCCGUUUCCGCGAGCGUUUCCGCGAGCUCGUCUGCCACAAGGGCGGCGGCGCCACAGCGGCCUCACGCAACAGCUCGCCGCCCAUCUCCAAGGUCCUCAAGAGUGCGUCCUGCUCCACACACGUGUCCAGCAGUGGACGCCGGAGCCGAGCCCGUGACACGGCCUCCACCAGCGGCUGGGAGCACGAGGACGAGACCACCUUCAUGUGAAGGACCCUUGACUGUGGAGACCACCUUCAUGUCAAAGACUCAUGACUGUGGAGACCACCUUUACUGUAUGUGAAAGACUCAUGACUGUGGAGACCACCUUCAUGUGAAGGACUCGUGACUGUGGAGACCAUCUUCAUGUGAAGGACUCGUGACUGCAGGGCUGUGCAGAGACCUUUUGAGGGGCAGGGGCUCAAAUUCAAAAACGGGCACAUGGAACAAGAUUUGUUAACAAUAUGUCAACAUUAUUUUAAAUACUGAAUUAUCCUUGUUCAAACAAAAUGUUUGGAGAGGAGAGUUGAGCUUUGGAGAAGCACAAUUGUUUUUCGCCUUAUUAACUUCAUUCUAGGAUGAAUGGAGAGAAUGACACUAACAUGUGUAUGAGAACUUAUAGUUUAAUUUGAUACCCUGUUCGCCCAACAAGCCUUAGAAUUUAUCUCAAUACAGAGGA